UAAUUUUUUGAAAAUUUUUUAAAAGUUCUCACAAUUUUUGUAUUUUUGUAAUUUUGUUACAUUUAUCUUUAAUAAAUAAUCAAAUCAAUUAAAUGAGAAUAGAAUCUAAUACUUUGUUCAAACUAUUCUUCGUUGAUUUAAAUGAAAGUUAAAAUCAAAAGCUGGUUGGGUGUCGCUACAUGGCGAUGGGUUGCUAAUGAUGAUACAUGUGGUAUAUGUCGAUUAGCUUUCGAAAACUGCUGUCCAGACUGUAAAUUACCCGGUGACGAUUGUCCAUUAGUUUGGGGCCAGUGUUCGCAUUGUUAUCAUAUGCACUGUAUUAUGAAAUGGUUAAAUUCGCAGCAAGUUCGUCAACUAUGUCCUAUGUGUCGUCAAGAGUGGAAGUUUAAAGAAUAAACAAAAGAUAUAAAGAACAAACGCACCAGCACCACCAGCAACAACAAGUGGCUCCAGCGACGAAUACCGUUAACAAUAGUAAUAAUAAUAAUUGUAAUAAUUUUACAACCAACAGGCAGCCUCGUUAUAGGCGAUUUCAUUCGCCGAUGACGUCCUCCUCGUCGUUGAGCGGACUGCCGCCGUUACCAAAAAGUCUUAGCGAUGCUAGUCUACUGUGGGAGUCGGCCG
Planococcus citri (citrus mealybug) is the source of this 624-nucleotide messenger RNA. RefSeq names its product anaphase-promoting complex subunit 11. The transcript has 4 exons. Gene Ontology annotation, molecular function: ubiquitin protein ligase activity; cullin family protein binding; zinc ion binding. Gene Ontology annotation, biological process: positive regulation of mitotic metaphase/anaphase transition; anaphase-promoting complex-dependent catabolic process; protein ubiquitination. Gene Ontology annotation, cellular component: anaphase-promoting complex; nucleus. Bases 142 to 396 code for a protein of 84 amino acids. NCBI's taxonomy places the organism in Eukaryota, Metazoa, Arthropoda, Insecta, Hemiptera, Pseudococcidae. The record is from RefSeq and is a predicted model, not a curated record.